AUGAACAUGCUUGUUGCUGCAACAGAUACAACAUCAGCCACAUCUGUUUGGGCUAUGACUGCUCUAAUGAAAAAUCCAAGAGUAAUGAAAAAAGUACAAGAAGAAAUUAGGAAUUUGAAAUCUAACAAAGACUUUUUAGAAGAACAUGAUAUUCAAAAUUUUCCUUAUUUAAAAGCAGUGAUUAAAGAGACAUUAAGAUUGCACCUACCAGCCCCGUUGCUUGUGACAAGAGAAUCUAGAGAAAAAUGUACUAUAAGUGGUUACAAUAUUCCAGCCAAGACAAUAUUGUAUGUGAAUGCUUGGACUAUUCAAAGAGACCCUAAAGUUUGGAAAAACCCUAAUGAGUUUUAUCCUGAGAGAUUCUUAGAAAGUUCUAUAAAUUUUAACGGAAAAGAUUUUGAGCUAAUACCAUUUGGAGCUGGUCGUAGAAUUUGUCCAGGUAUAUCUAUGGCAGUUGCAUCAUUGGAACUUAUCCUUGCUAAUCUUCUAUAUGUGUUUGAUUGGAAAUUACCACAUGGAUUGAUGGAGAUUGAUACCGAAAUGUUGCCAGGAAUCACUCAACAUAAGAAAAAUCCUCUUUGCCUUGUUGCUAAUAUCCAUAAGUAG
Lathyrus sativus (Indian pea) is the source of this 606-nucleotide messenger RNA. The record is from the annotation of a GenBank genome assembly. NCBI's taxonomy places the organism in Eukaryota, Viridiplantae, Streptophyta, Magnoliopsida, Fabales, Fabaceae.